AAAGGGAAGAAGACUCUCUACAAGAAAUCGUGAUACUCUACUGCUACCAUGGCUGAACUAGGCCUUAUGGAAGCGCGCUCAUCUCUCUCUCUACAAUGUCGACGAACCACCAUGUCCUCCGCCUCGUCCUCUCCUGCCGCAAAAUCACAGCGCAGGUGACGAGCCCCAGCAGCUCCUCAAUCAUAGCCAUGGCCUCCUCCUCCGAGCAAGAGUUCGUCGCCCAGUACCGGGCCAAGUUCAACCGCUUCCCUCGCUCCCAGACCUUCUGGGACGCCAAGGUCGCCUCUCGCGUCGGCGAGAAGCUCGGCCUCCGUCUCAGGGAGAUCGGCCUCACCGGCGUGGAGAUCGACGUCGGCGAAGAGCUCUCGAGGCCAGUCCACCACCGCAUCAGGGUCUUGCCGCUCUUCGAUUCCAUUAAACGAGCCGGCGUCGUCGUCAAUGGCGCCGACGAGCUUGGGAUCGGUCCGCCUAGCUAG
Messenger RNA from Prunus avium (sweet cherry), 476 nucleotides. RefSeq names its product Ribosomal L18p/L5e family protein. The record is from RefSeq and is a predicted model, not a curated record. Gene Ontology annotation, biological process: translation. Gene Ontology annotation, molecular function: 5S rRNA binding; structural constituent of ribosome. Gene Ontology annotation, cellular component: ribosome. NCBI's taxonomy places the organism in Eukaryota, Viridiplantae, Streptophyta, Magnoliopsida, Rosales, Rosaceae.